GGGCACAGGAUUGAGGAAAGGGGACCACCUUCUAUUUUCCCCAACAGCCCAGUGAAUGGCCCUCUUCUGGGUCCUCAAAGCCAUACUGGGAGAACUGGAAAAUCCAGUUACCCAGCUUCCCUCUCUCAUUUCCCCCCCCAAACACUUAUGCUAAGGAUUGAGUGGAGUAUAGAAAGGCAGGCCUGGUAAGGAGAAGCUAGCUGGGGCUUCAGACAUCUCUUCUGUCCAUCAGAGAAGCAAGAAGUGAGGUGGCCACAAUGGGGGCCAGGCUGCCCUUCUUCCUCUUCCUGACACUCCUGAGCAGCUCACAGGGAACAGGGCCAAGAAUGAUUUUGCAGCUGAAGCUGAAGGACUCCCUUCUAGCAAAUUUCUCCUAUGAUUCCAGCUUCCUGGAAUUGCUCGAAAAGAGCCUCCAUUUCUUCACCUGCAAAGUGGGAAUGAUAGUACCUGAUGCUUGGACUGUUGUGAGCAUUACAUGGAGAAGCUACGUAGGGUACAUGGGCAGGGACUCAGGAGCCCAGGACCCAUCUCACCUCGGGGCCGGGCCUUUGUGAGCUGGUAUGUGGCUCGGAGAGCCCUCAGUGCCUGCACGGCCUCUUGGACCCGGGAGAAGCG
Leopardus geoffroyi (Geoffroy's cat) is the source of this 615-nucleotide messenger RNA. RefSeq names its product surfactant associated 2 (gene SFTA2). Lineage: Eukaryota; Metazoa; Chordata; Mammalia; Carnivora; Felidae. The transcript is spliced from 4 exons. Bases 258 to 554 code for a protein of 98 amino acids. The record is from RefSeq and is a predicted model, not a curated record.